This is a messenger RNA of Liolophura sinensis, 2029 nucleotides long. RefSeq lists its product as uncharacterized. The record is from RefSeq and is a predicted model, not a curated record. The transcript has 6 exons. NCBI's taxonomy places the organism in Eukaryota, Metazoa, Mollusca, Polyplacophora, Chitonida, Chitonidae. Bases 590 to 1642 code for a protein of 350 amino acids.
UAUGUGUUGUUGCCAUAUAAAACUGUACAUGUCGCAAUUCCUCUUAUUCACAGCUGUUAGGUACAGAAAAGGGAUAUACACGUGACAUUAUGCAGGGUUGGAGUCUUAUACAUGUAGAAUCAGUAGCAAUAGUCUUUUUUGUGUGUUUUUUAAAUUUAAUCCAAGAGCGAUAAUUUGAUCAAAUCUUUUUGUUGAGAAAGCCCCAAAUGCCUGCCUUACCAUAACUUUCUAUUUCCCAGACAUUGCCAAUAUAUAUGUAUGUAUGUAUAUUGAUUUAAUGAUACUGUGGUUCAAGUUUCUAAUAUUUGUGAAAACAUUAGAGGACCAACUAGAGGGAUUGUCAUUGAAAAUGGAAAUGUACUUCAGUUAUUAGACAAUAAAUAUCUACAUACUGUACAUACAUGUAUUUAAACCUUUCCAAGCUUGAACUAGCCUAAUCAUGACACUGUUUAAUUAUUGUUUCUAAAAGUCUAGUGAAGGACUAUAAAAGAAUUGAAGAACAAUGUUGUAUGUGACAUACACCCCAAAUGUAAUUGUGAUUUGUGUAAAUGUACUGAAUUUGUGAAUCCUUUCUUAUUUACAGACAUACAUGUCAUUGACAAUGUAUGCCGUUGUAGUUUUUGUGGAGACGGAUGAAGUAGAGCUUGUUGCUUCCAACUGGUUACAGUCUCAGACAAAAACUUUUUGGCCACCGUAUCGCAAUAUGUCUAACGUAACUAAAGCUGUAAAAGACAGAGUAGCAGCUGACAAAACUUGGCCAAGUUACAGCAUUCGCAUCCUGUCUGCUUGUGAUAGCUAUGAGGAUGGCAGAAGAAAGCUUCGAAUGGCCGAGGAAACCUCAGACAUACAAACAGAUGAUGAAGUUGGAAUGGGGAAGGGUGCAAGAAGGCGCAAAGAGCGAACACUAUACAGCGACACAGACGAUGAUGGUGAUGAUGAAGCUGUUGCCGGACCAGUUAAACGCAAACAUCUCCCCCCAGCCCCGCCAGUCCCACCUUUUCCAAGCCUCCAUGUUCCUGCUGGUAUACAAGUGGACAAUCGACAAGCCACAGACAGAGAAAUACUAAAGGCUAUCAGUGCUGUCCAGGUAUCUUUGGAUGAAGUCCGCAAAGAGGUUUUGUCCCAAAGACAGCUGCUGAACAUGAUGAUCAGCAAAGAGGCAUCAAGUGGCACCAUAGAUGUGAUGGAUACCUUUCCAAUAAAGUCCAUGGAAGAGCUGGAUGGAAUGGAAAACAAAAUUGAAGAUAAAGAAAUUGCUAAAUCACUGGUCAAUCAACUCAGCCUCAUCGGGGGUUCUAAUCUUAAGGAGGCGACCAGACGGGUGAUGUCUCAAACCAUAUCCCAUAAUGUUGCUCUGAACCUUAAUUGGGCAGGGAGGAAGGGCUGGAAAGGUCAGCAGACUGAACCGAAGAGAGCAUUUGGUGGUCUGCGCCUAUGCGCUGCAAUGAAAAAAGCGAUGCUGAAGAACGUUGCCUUCAAAACAACAGAAGACCAGGUCGAGAGAGAAAUGAUGAUAUGGCUUCGCAACGCCUGCGACAGGCAUGGGGGCAGGAAGAGGCGCGCUGAGUCUCAAGCCACUGUGUCAGUAGUGACUGUUUCGGAAAACAGCAAAAUCGCUGAAAUCACUGAAAAUGAACUUUGAUCGGUCCGAGCUAUUUUCCUGUGCUUGAUUUAAGAGUCAACUCUUUUUGUGCCAUUGGUGCAGGUGGGAUCAAUUAAACUAUUUGAAACUUACAUAUACAUGUUGGUUGAGUUCCUUACUUUAUAAAUGUAAGUAAGUUCUGAAACUGUUUUGGUGAUUCACUGGUCUCCCACCAGUUUGUAUUCUUCAUCAAACCUUUUGCCAAGAGCUGCUAUGGUAACAUUUUCAACCUUAAAGCCAAAGGUUUUGACAGUCGUACUGUUUGGCAUAUAUGUUGCUUUCUUGUCGACCAAUAGAAAAAGGUUAAAAAAAUAUCAAGGUAGGGUUACUGCAAAUAUCAAUUUAACAAAUGUCGCUGAAUGAUUACUUUUAUUCCUAGGAAAAGCA